AUGGCUUCUGCAAAUGCCAAGAUAGACAGUCUUCAGGAGGACAACUGCCUGAAGGAGAAACGCCUUUCAGAGGCAGAAAGACGGCUGGAACACCUGACUAAUAAGUUCGAGGAGAGGAGUGCAGCAGCAGUAGCGGCAGAAGAGAAGGUGGAGGGACAGGAAGAGAGGCAUUCGCAGCUGUGUGAGGAAAGAGAGAAUUUGAAACGACAAAUGUUUGAGGAACUCAAUCAUCCAAAGAGAUGCAUGACAGAGGCCUCUGAGGAAAAGCUAGGAAUCAGUGCCACGCUCCACCAAAGUCUCCUCAGAACGGAAUUCGUCAUCGAGUUAGGAAGACUCAAGGAACAACUGAGCAAGGGAAAGGAACGGCGAAUUCAGUUCACAGAGAAGCUGUGCCUUAGGAAGAAGUCGAAAACCCCAGGACAAGUAGAAACGCUGGUGAACGAAGACCUGAGACAAUUGACGAGCUCUGAAGAAAUAGAUGGUUUAAGUAAAAUCACAGAAUGCCUCCAUGCCAAAGACUCAGAAGAGGUUCUAGGGUCAAAGGACUGGCAUAUGCAGAGUUUAAGUGAAGCGAUUGAUCAUCUCGUGAAACUGCUGAGCCAAGAGGAAAACGAAGACAGGGUAGCUGCGGUGGAAAUGGUUGCCGACCUACGAGAACAAAAGAGGCUCCUGGGUUUCACGAAGGAAGACAUGACUAUGAAAGCACAUAUUGACACUCACAUUCAUGUCCUCAAUAGAACGCGAGGAAAAGAUAUCCAAACCCAGAUGGAUAAGAUUCUCAAUUGUGUGUGUCAAUCAAAACCUGGCACUGAGGACAUCAAUAUUCUGGAGAACAAUGUCCUACCAGCUACCCAGGAUGAAGAAAUCCUCCUUAAUCCAAAAUACACAACAGAAGAGCUCAUUUCCACUCAGAAGGAGGUUACACCUGCCAAAGAAGAAACCUCCAGUAUUUCAAUUAUUAUAAUUUCAGAGGGAUUCGUGCUUGGGGAGGAAGAAGUCAUCAUUAGGUCAAAUUGCAUACCCGUACCAGGGGAGCCUUCCGCCAUUCCAGAAGACCUUUUUUCCACUACUCAGGCUGGCCCAGUUGUUCCAGAAGAGUCCUGUUCCACUCCUCAGGCCGCCCCAAUUGUUUCAGAAGACCUCUGUCUCACUCCCCAGGCUGCCCCAAUUGUUCUAGAAGAGCUACUCAUGAGAAAAGAAAGGGAUGCCUUCCAUGUAGAGAGAGCAGCUUUCAGUGGGGAUGUACAAGCACUCCAUAAUGAAAGAGAGGCCUUUAAUAUGGAGAGGUUGGCCCAUAUUAGGGAGAAAGAAGCCUUUGCUGCAGAAAGAGAAGCCUUCUACAGACACAAAGAAGAAUUUGACGAGGACAAGGAUGCCUUCUUAAGGGAGAUGGCAAAUUUCCACAGGGAAAAGGAAGAAUUAGAGAGGGUCACUACACAAAUAGAAAAUGUGGGAAAAUUAUGCAAAGAUAAACAGGAAACAUUAGACAGAAUAGAACGGGACCUCAUUCAGAAAACGAUAUGCUUCGAAGAAAUAAAAGCAGACUUUCUUCAAGAGAAAGCAGAAUUUCAAAACGAAAAAGAAGUUAUUUUAGAGAGAGAACAGGAGACCAUUCAAUGUAUAGAGAAGCUAGAAAACAUCAUGAGGGAAGUGCAGGGAGGGAAGCAUUUGAAUUGGAGCAUGACAAACAAGAGGGAAGUCCAGAUGCAAAAGAAGAUUGACGAACUUGAAAAGACCGUACAACAAAAACACGAAUUAUUGAUGAAAAGUGAGAUAAUAAAAUGUGACCUUUUGCAGGUACUUUUUAAUACAGGCUUAAUUAACGAAAACACUGUACAAGAAAUGUUGAAUGAUACAAAAGAUCUAUUCCCAAUACAAUAA
Messenger RNA from Macrobrachium nipponense, 1881 nucleotides. RefSeq lists its product as uncharacterized. The coding region runs from base 1 to 1881 and encodes 626 amino acids. The record is from RefSeq and is a predicted model, not a curated record. The transcript has a single exon. Lineage: Eukaryota; Metazoa; Arthropoda; Malacostraca; Decapoda; Palaemonidae.